Pygocentrus nattereri (red-bellied piranha) is the source of this 2528-nucleotide messenger RNA. RefSeq names its product ATP-binding cassette, sub-family E (OABP), member 1 (gene abce1). The transcript is spliced from 18 exons. Gene Ontology annotation, biological process: translational initiation; ribosomal subunit export from nucleus; translational termination. Lineage: Eukaryota; Metazoa; Chordata; Actinopteri; Characiformes; Serrasalmidae. The record is from RefSeq and is a predicted model, not a curated record. Bases 203 to 2002 code for a protein of 599 amino acids. Gene Ontology annotation, molecular function: ATP hydrolysis activity; iron ion binding; ribosomal small subunit binding.
UACUGAUUGCGUGGUAAACGUAAAGCAGCCCUGGCGCCAUCUUUCUCACCGGCUCCUCCGUCCGUCCGGCGGCGCGGAGGCUGUUUAACCGCUUUGACCGCUUUAAGCUCACCGUAACCGUGUUACCGGACUCCGGAGCGGCGCUCGGAAGGUGUGGGCCUCCUCUUUGAUAAGCUGAGCUCUUUCUCUCGUCAGCAGCACGAUGGCUGACAAGAACACCAGGAUCGCUAUCGUGAACCACGACAAGUGCAAACCUAAGAAAUGCCGACAGGAGUGUAAGAAAAGCUGCCCUGUGGUGCGGAUGGGAAAGCUGUGUAUUGAAGUGACGCCGCAGAGUAAGAUCGUGUGGAUCUCGGAGUCUCUCUGUAUCGGCUGUGGGAUCUGCAUCAAGAAAUGUCCGUUUGGCGCGCUGUCGAUCGUAAACCUGCCGAGCAAUCUGGAGAAGGAGACCACGCACCGAUACUGCGCCAACUCCUUCAAACUGCACAGGUUGCCCAUUCCACGUCCUGGAGAAGUGCUGGGUUUGGUGGGAACCAACGGAAUCGGAAAAUCCACUGCUCUCAAAAUCCUGGCAGGAAAGCAGAAACCCAAUCUGGGCAAAUACGAUGCUCCUCCAGACUGGCAGGAGAUUCUGGCCUACUUCAGAGGCUCUGAGCUGCAGAACUAUUUCACCAAGAUCCUGGAGGACGACCUGAAGGCCAUCGUGAAGCCGCAGUACGUCGACCAGAUCCCCAAAACUGUUAAGGGGUCAGUAGGAGACAUCCUGAGGAGGAAGGACGACACUAAAACAGAGGAGCUAGUGUGUGACCAGCUGGAUUUGCUGCACUUGCGAGAUCGUAACGUGGAGGAUCUGUCAGGAGGAGAGCUGCAGAGAUUCGCCUGUGCUGUUGUUUGCAUCCAGAGAGCAGACAUUUUCAUGUUUGAUGAGCCGUCCAGUUAUCUUGAUGUGAAGCAGAGACUGAGAGCUGCCAUCACCAUCCGAUCCCUCAUCUCACCUGACAGGUAUAUCAUUGUGGUUGAGCACGAUCUGAGUGUGCUGGAUUAUCUGUCUGACUUUAUCUGCUGUCUGUAUGGAGUGCCCAGCGCCUAUGGAGUCGUCACCAUGCCCUUCAGCGUCCGAGAAGGAAUUAAUAUCUUCCUGGACGGUUAUGUCCCGACUGAAAACCUGCGUUUCCGCGAGACCUCUCUGGUGUUUAAGGUGGCGGAGACGGCAGCGGAAGAAGAGGUGAAGAAGAUGUGCCGUUACCAGUACCCCAACAUGACCAAACGCAUGGGAGACUUCAUGCUCAGCAUCACUGAGGGAGAGUUCACCGAUUCCGAGAUCAUGGUGAUGCUCGGAGAGAACGGAACUGGAAAGACCACAUUCAUCAGAAUGCUGGCAGGAGGACUGAAACCUGACGGAGGAGGUGAAGUGCCAAUUCUGAACGUGAGCUACAAACCUCAGAAGAUCAGCCCCAAGUUUAAAGGCAGUGUUCGUGCGUUGCUACAUGAGAAGAUCAGAGACGCGUACACACAUCCCCAGUUUGUUACCGAUGUCAUGAAGCCCAUGCAAAUCGAGAGCAUCAUCGACCAGGACGUUCAGAAUCUGUCUGGUGGCGAGUUGCAGCGUGUGGCGCUGGCCCUGUGUUUGGGGAAGCCGGCGGAUGUUUACCUGAUCGACGAGCCGUCGGCCUACCUGGACUCCGAGCAGCGUCUCAUGGCAGCCAGAGUCAUCAAACGAUUCAUUCUCCAUGCAAAGAAAACGGCCUUCGUAGUGGAGCACGACUUCAUCAUGGCCACCUACCUGGCGGACCGCGUGAUUGUGUUUGACGGAAUUCCCUCCCAGAACACCUCCGCCAACACGCCACAGACUCUGCUGGCUGGUAUGAACAAGUUCUUGGCCCAGCUGGAGAUCACAUUCAGGAGAGACCCCAACAACUUCAGACCAAGAAUUAACAAGCUGAACUCCAUUAAGGACGUGGAACAAAAGAAGAGUGGCAACUACUUCUUCCUGGACGACUGAAACUGAAGGGUCCAUUUCAAAAAAUGCAAACAAACAAAAAAAAAAAAUAAUGAUAAAAAUUCCCCCCACGGUGGUCCCUUGGGCCACGUCUCUCCCAAUAAGUGACAUCAUCCAGGAAGGUGAAGCAAUGGGACCGUUUAAACACUGACUGACAGACACCAACUCAUCAUUCUGAACCAGUGGGUCCAGUUCCAGUAACUCUGAGCAGUCCUCCUCUGCCUCGCCCUCUUCACACCAGCGCUGACCGUCUAACAGACUGGACCGGUCGGAGAAGUAAAGCCAGCGUUUUGGUUUUGAGUGCUGAAGCGGGUGAGGCAGAGGAGCCUGUUUAAGAAUUAUAGAGGGGACCUAGAAAGACUUCGGCUUCUGGGUGACCAGUUAUACACGUAGUAACUCCGAUGUGUUACUGGUCACAAAGAGCUCCAGCGGAGAGGGAGAGACACACCAAACACCAACUGUAUAUUUUGAAUAAAAUAUUUUAAUCAUUAUAUCAUGUGAUGCAUCUUAUUAAACAGUUUCUCAAGAA